UAGUUUACAGUUCAGUGCUCCUAAAGUUAAUGCCGUUAGAUGGCAGCAAAUAGCUACAAACAUAUCUCACUGUUUAUAGCGUUUAAGUUGCAUUUUUAGGCAGAGUUCCGUUUUGUGUGUCUCCAAGCUCGGCACCCUUUCAUGACUGCCUACUACAUAGGCUACAGACAUGUCUUCAAAGAUAAAGACAACAUAUGCUGCCCUGGAUGGUCUCAACUGAACGUAGAGGCAGGCUGCCUUAAACAUGAAGGAUUCCAGUACUGUCAUCCUGCUUGCUUCCAACCUCCAGCUUGCAUGUUUUGGACAGUUCCUCAAAAAAAAGAGAAAGUCAGAAAGGUGCAUUCUGGGCAACAACACCUGUUUUUGUGAAAGACACAGUGAAUGCGUAAUGGAUAUUGAUGAGUGCCAGGUACACAACGGAGGCUGCCAGCAUAGGUGCGUGGACACUAGAGGGUCAUACCACUGCGGGUGCAACCCAGGGUUCCGUCUUCACGUUGAUGGACGCACCUGCCUAGCUGUCCUCUCAUGCGCAGUGAAUAAUGGAGGAUGUGAACAGGUAUGUGUUCAGCUUUCCCCUGUUCACUUCCAGUGUCGCUGUAGACCAGGCUACCACCUCACCGCCGAUGGCAAGCGCUGCAGACUGAGGAACCCAUGUGCAGAGAUCAACGGCGGCUGCAUGCAUUUAUGUCACAGCGAUGGCGGUCAGGCUGUGUGUGGCUGUCGCCAAGGAUUCGCGCUGGCCUCGGAUCAGAGGAGUUGUCAAGAUGUGGAUGAGUGUGAAACCGGCAAGGCGGGUUGCGCUCAUAGUUGCCGAAACACGCCGGGUUCUUUCUCCUGUGUCUGCAGUCCUGGAUAUGAGCUGGGCUCUGAUAGCAGGAAAUGCUACCGUAUUGAAAUGGAGAUUGUUAACAGUUGUGAAUCUGAUAAUGGCGGCUGCUUACAUCACUGUCAGCACGGCACGACUGGACCCGUCUGCAGCUGUAAUCACGGUUAUCAGCUCGAUGAAGACCUCAAAACCUGUGUGGACCUGGAGGAAUGUGAGGAAGGGACAUCAUGCUGUGAGCAGGACUGCACAAACUAUCCCGGAGGGUAUGAGUGCUUCUGCAGGGCAGGAUACAGACUCAACUCAGAUGGCUGUGGCUGUGAUGAUGUGGAUGAGUGUCUGUCUGAUAAUGGAGGCUGUGAGCAAACGUGCCAGAACAUGGCCGGCUCUUAUCAAUGCUUCUGUCGCAUUGGAAACCGUCUGGCUGAGGAUAGACACUCAUGUAUUCCUCUGGACAGAACCGUUGAGGAAUUGUCUAGUCCAGUAGUGGUUGAAAGACCUCUAGUACAUCUCACACUUCUUCAGGACUACCCACAAUCCCUGGAGCGCUAUAAUGACUAUGAGGAAGAUGGCUUUGGGGAACUGCGGGCGGAGAGCACCAUCUCUGAGAAAUUUGUGUGUCUGAAUGGGACGUUUGGGCACGACUGCAGUCUGACAUGUGACGACUGUUCUAACGGAGGAUUGUGUUACGUGGAGAGAAACGGUUGUGACUGCCCUGAUGGUUGGACAGCGAUCAUCUGUAAUCAGACUUGUCCCGAGGGCACAUUCGGCAGGAACUGUUCCUUCACUUGUAAGUGUAAAAAUGGUGGUACCUGUGACCCGGUGAGUGGGAAAUGUCGCUGCCCACCUGGAGUCAGUGGAGACCUGUGCCAGGAUGGCUGCCCCAAGGGACUAUAUGGAAAGUAUUGCAACAAGAAAUGUAACUGUGCCCAUAAUGGACGCUGUCACCGUACAUAUGGAGCUUGUUUGUGUGAUCCAGGGCUGUACGGCAGGUUCUGUCACUUACCCUGCCCAAAGUGGUCCUACGGAUCUGGCUGCUCAUCAGAAUGUCAAUGCAUACAGCAAAACACACAGGAGUGCCACCGACGCCAUGGAACGUGCAUGUGCAAACCAGGCUAUCAGGGAAAGACCUGCAACCAAGAGUGUCAUGCUGGUUAUUACGGUCCAGGAUGUAAGUCAAAAUGCCAUUGUCCAGCAGGAGUGUCUUGUCAUCACGUGACAGGGCAAUGCCAGCGUCAAUGCCCAGCAGGUCUGCAUGGGGAAAACUGUGAGCAAGAGUGCCCUGUUGGACAGUAUGGAUCUGGAUGUUCACAGUCAUGUCAAUGUAAUGGAGCCCCAUGUGACUCUGUAACAGGACAGUGCCACUGUCCCGCCGGGCAGACUGGAAACCGCUGUGAGAAAGACUGUGAAGAGGGCCGUUGGGGUUUGGGAUGUGCUGAGCUGUGCCCUGUAUGUGACAACGGUGGAGCGUGUGACAGACAGAAUGGAACCUGUGUUUGUCUUCCGGGAUACAUGGGAAAUAUCUGUGAGAACGUUUGCCCAGCUGGAUACUUUGGCCUUGGAUGUCAGUUGCACUGCUCCUGUGAAAACGACGGCUAUUGCCAUCAUGUAACUGGUCUCUGUGUUUGCAAGGAUGGUUGGACAGGACCCAACUGCGGUAAAGCGUGUGAGGUGGGACGCUGGGGGCCAAACUGUGCCCACCUGUGUGAGUGCAGGAGCAGUGUUGGAAGCUGUGACCCUGUGAGUGGGCAGUGCCACUGUGAGGCGGGUAACAUGGGACCACACUGUGAACAAAAGUGUCCUGAGGGCUUCUUCGGCCAGGCCUGCCGCCACAGAUGCCAGUGUGAGAAUGACGCAGCUUGCGAGCAUGUGGGUGGAGCCUGUACUUGUUUACCAGGCUGGACUGGAACACACUGUGAAAAACCCUGUCCCGAGGGGUUUUAUGGUGUAGAGUGCCGGCAGAAGUGCCAGUGUUUAAAUGGUGGUCGUUGUCACCCCAUGACUGGAGACUGCCAGUGUCUAUCUGGCUGGGUCGGGCCCCUCUGUAACAAAGUGUGUGAAAUUGGCACAUAUGGUCCCGGCUGUGAUCUGACCUGCAGCUGCCAAAAUAAUGGCACCUGUGACCCUGCUGAUGGCCGCUGUGCGUGCGCAGCCGGGUGGAGAGGUCUCGGCUGUGAACAAGAAUGCCCAGCUGGCUUCUAUGGUGUUGGCUGUCACCAGCACUGUCUAUGUCAGAACGGCGGGUCAUGUGACCGAAUCAGUGGGCACUGCAUGUGUCAAAGCGGCUGGACUGGAGUCGCCUGUGAACUUGAAUGUGCUCCGGGACACUUUGGUAUAGACUGUCAGAACAAGUGUAAAUGUGAGAAUGGUGGCGUGUGUGACAGACAGAGUGGCAGGUGCUCGUGUCCGGCAGGCUGGAUCGGGCUCAGCUGUGAAAGGGCAUGUGGGGCAGGUUUGUACGGCCCAGGUUGUAAGGAGCGAUGCAGGUGUGAUCAUAACGCCCCAUGUCACCACAUCACCGGCAGCUGCAUGUGUCCAGCAGGCUGGAGAGGACCGCACUGUGAGAAAAUUUGUUUGCCUGGUUGGUACGGGAGGCGAUGCUCUCAACGCUGCCUCUGUCCUCGCGGCACUUCCUGUAAUCAUGCGACCGGGGAGUGUGGUUGCCCACCAGGCUUUACCGGAAACGGCUGUGAGCAAAGGUGUCACCCGGGCACAUUUGGACUGAACUGUAAUCAUGUGUGUCAGUGUUCACAGGUGAAUCAGCUCUGUCAUCCUGUAACCGGUGUGUGCUACUGUGCCCCGGGUUACCAUGGCAACAACUGUGAUGCAGAGUGCGAGGCAGGCCAUUAUGGUCCUAACUGUGAGAGGAAGUGCAAGUGUCUUAAUAACGGCGUGUGUAAGACCACCACUGGCACAUGUACCUGCCCACCAGGAUACAUCGGACCAAACUGCAAUAUCACUUGUCCAGCAGGGCGUUAUGGUCAAGACUGUGCACAGGUAGCAUUUUGUGGCGAAGGGGCCAGAAGUGACCCGGUCACAGGCAGAUGCUUGUGUAGAGCUGGCCAGCGAGGGGAGGACUGCAGAAAAGGCUGUGCGCAGGGCUGGUUCGGAGAGGACUGUGCUCAGCGCUGUAACUGCAGUAAUGGAGGAGCAUGUGAUGCAGUAACAGGGAACUGCACCUGCGGACUGGGCUGGACAGGCGACUGCUGUGAUAAAGAGUGUCCAAGAGGCAAAUAUGGGUCUGGAUGCCAGAAAGCGUGUGACUGUCAAAAUGAUGCUGCCUGUGACCGAGUUACCGGCGAGUGUCAUUGUCUUCCUGGUUACUACGGUCAUCUCUGUGAACACGUGUGCCCUCUCGGCUUUCAUGGACAUCGCUGCCAGCUUCUUUGUGAUUGCCGUGGCAACGUACCAUGUGACCCAAGCACUGGCCGCUGCGUGUGUCCUCCAGGUUACCAGGGACUCCGCUGUGAGAGAGAUUGUGAGCCGGGCAGAUUUGGGUCCAAUUGUGGUCAAAACUGUGACUGCGACAGAGGCUCACCGUGUGACCCUGUCAACGGCAGGUGUUCAUGUGCACCAGGGAAGAUGGGAUCUCGAUGUGAUAUAGACUGUGGAGUGAAUCGGUUCGGCCCAGAUUGCUCGGAGGGAUGCGAAUGUCACAACGGAGGUCAAUGCAAUCCGCGCAAUGGACACUGCACUUGUUUGAAUGGUUGGGUUGGACCAAGCUGCCAAGAAGCUCACAUCUAGAACAAGCAGAAACACAAAGACAUGGACUGGUCAUAGUCCAGCGUUUCAGUAUAGUAAUCUUACAGUUCAUACCCAGUUCGGACAAUACUGUAUGUGACAGUCCAACAAAAAAAAACCAAACAAGGAGACUGUUGCUGAAUGUUAACUGACUGGGCUUGAAUUUGUGAGUACACCUUUGGCUAAAAUUUUAGCCUUUUAUUUUUUUUAACCUACAGCGUACGAAGAGCCAUUAUUACUUAUGGACAAACUCUUGUGUCAAUUCAAAUGGAUUUGCAGGAAAAACUUCAUUAUUCUACUGGAAAAGUUGACAAUAAAGACAACAUGAAGAAUACUUAUAAUAUUGAAGCUCCUCCUGGAUGAGGAAAAAUACAGGUUUUUAAUGUUGUAAGCAUCAGUUCUGCUCAGGGAGAACCAGCAUCCUUUUUGGGUUUUGCUCAAAUACAGAUCAAAUGCAAAAUACUAGCCCAGAUCCCGGUUUCAUUUGACAAUAACAGGUCUUCCUAAAUGCAGAAGACUAAGAAAAUGAAGUGUUACUAAAAUGUAACCCUUUAUUCACCACCACUGGACUAGCUCACUCAAAAAUGAAACCUUGUCUAGUCAUUUACCUAAAUUGUCAUAUGGUGAGACGAAAUAAUUUUGCAGAAAUCCUGCAAUUGUUAGGUAUUUUUUUUUAAAUCUGUUAAAUGGUGAGUAUCUUACACCAUUCAGAAUAUCAAACCCAUUCUCUCUUUUUCAAUUUAUGUAGACUUUGAACACAACUAAACUGAUAUGCAAUAUUUGUGUUUUGACAAUUGUCCAUUUCUCAAGCAUUGUAAAUUGAACUAUUUCCUGUUGUUGAGUUUUAAAUCAAAAUAAUACGAAACUGGAGUUUCUUUAUAUAUAUGAAUGUUUUCUUGAGUACUGUAAAGAGAGUCCAUACAGAAUAAUUUUUGUACAGAUUCGUCUAUACAACUUUGCGAUGCGUAUCGAAUAUUUUUUGACAUUUGAUCUACAUUUACAGAAUUUAGACAAUACAACCUCAAAGGGGAAUGUUUGUUUCCAAUAUUACUGCAGAUGCGUCAGCACUUUUUCCCCAAAAAUAUUUUGUGCACUGUAAGGUUUCGUAACAGUUAACAUUUCCAUGACCAACACAGCAGAUUUUUUUUCAUUUGAUGAAAGCAUUGAAUUUUUAAAGAAUGUUUUUCCUACUGCAGUUAAAGAAAUCUUGGCCAUACCAUUCACUUUUCAUUAUAAAGAUGUGUUCAUGUAUUUUGCAGUUUGCACAUGUCUCUCAUGAUAAUUUUCAAGAAAUGUGAUUAUUUUUGGCAUUUGACUUGUUAGUUUUUUUAUGAUUUCAGAAGUAACAGGUAACUUUAUUUUUUACUAGUUUUCAGUAAAAGACAAAUGUUUUUCAUAAACGUAUUCGUUCGUGCAGUUUAAUAGUGUUAUCCAUACUGUUUAUUUUUGGACACAAUUAUACCUCCAAUAAAAAUAUAUUCCCCAUUAUCACUUUUAUAUGUAUCAAGGAUUAAAGACCAACAAUAAAUAAUUUAUUUUCUUUCA
This is a messenger RNA of Triplophysa dalaica, 6109 nucleotides long. It is a transcript of the gene megf6a, whose product is annotated as multiple EGF-like-domains 6a. The record is from RefSeq and is a predicted model, not a curated record. Bases 245 to 4567 code for a protein of 1440 amino acids. Lineage: Eukaryota; Metazoa; Chordata; Actinopteri; Cypriniformes; Nemacheilidae. Gene Ontology annotation, molecular function: scavenger receptor activity; calcium ion binding. The transcript is spliced from 37 exons.